This is a messenger RNA of Camelina sativa (false flax), 489 nucleotides long. Lineage: Eukaryota; Viridiplantae; Streptophyta; Magnoliopsida; Brassicales; Brassicaceae. The record is from RefSeq and is a predicted model, not a curated record.
AUGAGUUCUCACAAUACAUUCAGUCAGACCUCUUCUAGUUAUUUAGAGCUUCUCAACAGUCAAGGAGAGUUUCUUAACCAAGAUGGUGCUUAUGAAAUACCUCCUUGGAGCUCUCAACAAUCCCAGGAUGAACCUCUUUCUCAAGAUACACCGGCUAAGAAGGAUAGGAAGAAAUGGCAUCCGGCUGACGAUGAAACUCUUAUCAGUGCAUGGCUGAACACUUCAAAGGAUCCGGUGAUUGCAAAUCAACAAAAGGGAGGGAGCUUUUGGCAAAGGGUUAACAAAUACUACGCAGAAACUCCUCACGCCAUAGCCAAAGGUGAAAACGAGAUGAACAUAAACUGUAAGCAGAGGUGGUUUAGGAUCAACGAGUUCACUAACAAGUUCUGCGGGGCUUACGCAGCUGUACAGAGACUAAAUAGCAAUGGACACUCUGAGAACGAUGUGUUGAAGAUGGCUCACGACAUCUACUUCNUAGAGACUAAAUAG